AUGUCGAUCCACUUUAAGUUCAAGUCGGCCAAGGAGUUCGACACGGUGACGUUCCCGGGCGCCGUGAUCCGCGUGCUGGACCUGAAGAAGGCCAUCGUGGACAAGAAGAAGCUGGCCAAGGGCCUGGACUUCGACCUGGUGAUCACGGACGCGCAGAACGGCAAGGUCUACGACGACGAGAACACGCAGCUGCCGCGCAACACGAGCGUGACGGUCAAGCGCAUCCCCAGCCAGCAGCCGGGCAGCGGCCUGCUGGCCCGCAUGAAGCAGGAGGCGGCCGUGGCCGCGGCUGCUGCGGCCGCGGCGGCCAUCCACGCGUCGCCACCCGUCGCCCCCAUGGCCGGCCCGUCGCCGGUGCUGCCCGUGGGGGUCACGCCCACUCAGCCUACUGGAGAUGCGGCCGCUGGGGCGCAGACGAUGGAAGAUGAACUGGCCGCGCUGCAGUCCAUUCACGAACAGGCCGAGGACAUGCGCGGCUCGAGACUGGGCAAUAAGACGUGGACCGCGUCCAGCGGCAGCAACGCCAACCAUGUGAUGAAUUACUACGCGGCCAAUGGGGCCGGUGGAGAGGCAGGUGGACGAGGAAGUGGAGCUGGUGGCCGUGGCUUUGGCCGUGGCGGCCGCGGUGGAGACUUUGGCGGCCGGGGAGGAAUGAUGAAUGGACGAGGCGGCGGUCGCGGCGCCGGGCCGGGAGGCCCGGGCGGACCGAACUUGUUGGGCAACCCGCCACCCAACUAUGUGUGCUAUCGGUGUGGCACGCCCGGACACUACAUCCAGAACUGCCCCACGAACGGGGAUCCCGAAUUUGAUCAGCACCGUGUGAAAAAGAAAACUGGCAUUCCCAAGUCUUUCAUGAAGGCCGUGAGUGAUCCCAGCGAGAUCCCCGUAGGCGCGGGCAAAACGGUAGUCAACGCGCCGUGGGGCGGGCUAGCUGUGAUAGAACCGCAGAAUAAAAACUUCUCUAAAUUAAUGGCUCGGUCCGGCGGCUCGGCCACCUUGGAUCAAUUCAUCUCGAAUCCACCCGAGCACUUGGCAUGUCCCCUUUGCAGACGGCUCAUGAGCGAUGCCGUGCUCAUCCCGUGCUGCCAAGAGUCGGCGUGCGACGAGUGUCUUCGUAGCGCGUUGAUCGAGCGCAAACUCACGUGCCCGCUUUGCAAUGUGAGCAACAUGUCGCCCGAGAAGCUGCUGCCGAACAAGGUGCUCCGAACUUCCGUGGACGAAUUUUUGCGGCGCGCGCGUACGGAGCAGCAGGAGCGCGAACAACUAGUUAAAGAAGCUGAGGAGAAGGCGCUGGCCAAGCAGAAGGCGGCUGAAUUGGCUGCAAGCUCAGCUAGUCGUCGGUCAGGCGACAGCGCGGAUGCUACUCUGGAAAUCAAGAAGGGCAAGAAAGGAGAUGGCGAGGAGGAAGAAGAGGACGAGUUCGGCGGCGACAUUUUUGGUGAUGGUGACGAAAAUGAAGACACCUCCUCUCCGCAAAAGUCGGCUACACCAGCGUCUGCAUCUCCUCCGCAACAAGUACAGCAGCCUCCACUACCGAAGGAUGAAGGAGCAACUGAAACCACCAACGAGACGGGUGGUCCUUCGCGAAAGACCAGCGACGCAUCACCUACGGAUGGAGGACAAGCGUCUGACAGUAAAGAAAAGGGAUCGCCGAGCUCCGGACCACAGCAAGGCCCGCCAUCAGGAAAUGGUCAGGGUCCUCCAGGACACCAGAUGCCUUGGGGUCCUGACGGACCCCGUGGUCCUUCGAUGGGCUUUAACGGUCCUCCUGGACCGUGGUUUGAUGGCCCCCCACGUGGGCAACCUGGUCCAUGGUUUGAUGGUCGUCCUGGUCCAUGGUUUGAUGGUCCAUUCCCUGGCCCUGGCGGACGUGGCGGCAUGAAGGGCGGUCGAGGUGGCCGUGGGCGUGGAGGCCGGGGAAUGCCCCCUCCAGGCUUCUUUGGUGGCCCAGGCCCGGAUUACUUUGGCCCUCCCCCUGGACACCCAGACUACUUUGGUCCUCCCCCGCCGUGGUUUGAUGGGCCGAUGCCGCUAUUUGGAGGCCGUGGAGGCGGUGGAGAUCGCUGGUUUGAAGGAGGAGAACGGGGCGGCCCCCGAGGACGUGACGACGACCGUCGACGUAACCGCUCCACGUCUCGUGAUAGGGAUCGCUCCCGUGCUCGAGACCGCUCAACUGGCCGCGAUGGAAAGAGCGAGCGAGACCGUCGUGGCGGCGACGCGAAAGAUUCCAGAGGAUCGCGCAGCGGUGACCGAGACCGAGACAGGGAACGCAGCAAGCGCAGUCGAAGCCGUAGCCGCACGGCUCAAGCACAUGGCCGCAGCCGCAGCAACUCGCGCUCCCGCUCAGACAAGAAGAGAGCUCGCGAAAACGAAAGCUCGUCUCGUAUAUCCUCGUCUCGUCGGUCACGCAGUACAAGCCGUAGCCGCCAUCAUCGUGACCACAAGAAAAAAGCCGAAAGAGGAAGAGAAGAAACAAGAAAGCACGGUUAA
Molecule: messenger RNA, 2490 nt
Organism: Phytophthora sojae
Lineage: Eukaryota; Oomycota; Peronosporomycetes; Peronosporales; Peronosporaceae
Exons: 4
Coding region: 1-2490 (829 amino acids)
Biological process (GO): protein ubiquitination; ubiquitin-dependent protein catabolic process; mRNA processing
Cellular component (GO): nucleus
Molecular function (GO): nucleic acid binding; ubiquitin protein ligase activity; zinc ion binding
Source: RefSeq, a predicted model, not a curated record